Ectocarpus siliculosus is the source of this 198-nucleotide messenger RNA. The record is from the annotation of a GenBank genome assembly. NCBI's taxonomy places the organism in Eukaryota, Phaeophyceae, Ectocarpales, Ectocarpaceae.
AUGUCUCCGGACCAGAAGCGGCAGCUGGUGCACCUCAUCAAGGACAACAACCCGGACGCCCGGACGCUUGCUGUCGGCGAUGGGGCCAACGACGUUCCCAUGAUCCAGGCAGCACACGUCGGAGUCGGUAAGAGCGCAUUCAAUCCUUGUCGCCUUCGUGACGAAGAGCAAUAUUUCGUGUAUCCACGGAGUCGGUAA